Molecule: messenger RNA, 1877 nt
Organism: Spodoptera frugiperda (fall armyworm)
Lineage: Eukaryota; Metazoa; Arthropoda; Insecta; Lepidoptera; Noctuidae
Product: juvenile hormone esterase
Exons: 4
Coding region: 171-1787 (538 amino acids)
Source: RefSeq, a predicted model, not a curated record
UAGUCAUUGCGAAUAUAACGUGUAAUUGUCGUGUCAUGGUAAACAACGGUCUAUAUAUAUUUAUAUAUCACAUAUCUCGUGUCAGUAUUGAAUUGUACUGACGAGUGGUUGAUAGUUGCUUUGUGAAGCCAUUUUCUUUUUAAAUAAUUCGCAAUUCGAACUUCAAAGCCAUGGUGGAAGUUAAAGUGGAACAAGGUCGUCUGGAAGGAGAGUUGGUGGAGACAGUGACCGGAGAUGGGAAGUACUACAGCUUUAAAGGCAUCCCCUACGCCCAACCACCGUUGGGGAAACUGAGGUUCAAGGCUCCUCAACCGCCUCUACCCUGGGACGGCGUCAGGAAAGCGACAGAAUUUGGCCCAAAAUGUCCGCAGAAGUGCAUUUUCACAAACACUGUGCAGUUGGGAAACGAAGACUGUCUGUACUUGAAUGUGUACAGCCCUGACAUAAAGCCGGCUACUCCACUGCCAGUCAUGGUAUUCAUCCACGGUGGAGGUUACAAAAGUGGUUCUGGAAACGACGAUUUCUAUGGACCAGACUUCCUGGUACCACAUGGAGUAGUCCUGGUAACCUUCAACUACAGACUCGAAGUACUCGGCUUCUUAUGCUUAGACACCAAGGAAGUUCCCGGCAAUGCUGGCUUAAAGGACCAGGUCGCUGCACUCCGAUGGGUGCAAAAGAACAUCAAAAAUUUCGGUGGAGAUCCGAACAAUGUUACAGUUUUUGGAGAAAGUGCUGGCGGUGCAUCCACCUGCUUGCACAUGAUCUCACCCAUGUCUAAAGGACUUUUCAAGAAAGCCGCUCCAAUGAGUGGUGUACCUCUAUGCGAUUGGUCUCAAGCUUUCUACCCACAAAAACGUGCCUUCCUACUCGGGAAAGAUUUAGGUUUUGAGACCGACGAUCCUGAUAAACUUCUAGAAUUCCUACAAACUGUGCCAUCAGACAAACUUAUAGAUACAAAUCCAGUGGUACUAUCCUUUGAAGAUUACAGCAAUAAUAUACUAAAGCUAUACCACUUCACUCCAGUCGUGGAAAAAGAUUUUGGUGAUGGUGAAAACUUCUUAACUGAAGAUCCUAUCGAAGCAUUAAGACAUAAGAGGAUUACUGAUGUCGAUGUACUGAUUGGUUUUACGAGCCAAGAAGUCCUGUUAGGAAUACCAAUGUAUGAAGAAAAGUUCUUGAAGCAUUACAACCGAUUCUCAGAAGUAUUGGUACCAAGAAAGAUCCUUAUGAAAAGUCCUCCAGAAAAGAUUUUGAAGAUAGCGGAGAUGAUCCAAGAUUUUUAUUUCAAAGGAAAGCCUCUCACAUUCGAUGUUAUGAAGGAAUUUGUGACUUACGCUAACCACGCGUGCUUUACCUAUGAUGUCAAUAGAUUUGUGACACGUCUGCCGAAGGUUGGAGCGGGUCGAAGAUACAUGUACCGGUUCUCUAGUUUCUCUGGUAGAAAUGUCUAUGGAGCUCUUGGAUUGAAGUACGGGAUCCGCGGAGCUUCGCACUUGGAUGACCUGAUGUACCUGUUCCAUGCGAAGGCGCAUGAUAUUAAGCUAGAAAAGAAUACGAAAGAAUACGAGCUGGUUAAGAUGGUGUGCUCUGUUUUCACCAACUUCGCCAAAUACGGAAACCCAACUCCUGACUCCAGCCUGGGUAUAACCUGGCCUGAGUAUGACAACAAGACUGAGCAGUACGUGGACAUAGGAGACAGCCUGGAGAUCAAGACAGCAGCUGAAGACGAAUUGCAAGCUUUGGCCUUCUGGAAGAAAGUAUUUGAAUACGCUGGAAUAGAGUAUUGAGAAACUUUGGUUGUCUACAAAACUAUGUAUUGUAACUAUAAUUGUUAUAAACUUGCAUUAAGAAAAAAUAUAUAAUAACUAAUAAUUUCA